Molecule: messenger RNA, 678 nt
Organism: Caenorhabditis remanei
Lineage: Eukaryota; Metazoa; Nematoda; Chromadorea; Rhabditida; Rhabditidae
Exons: 2
Coding region: 1-678 (225 amino acids)
Source: RefSeq, a predicted model, not a curated record
AUGUCUAAGACUCCAUCGACAUCUGUAUCCAAGACCCCUACUACCCCAACAUUUCCUGGUGCUCCUGGUUGUCCUGGUGCUCCGGCUUGUCCUGGAUGUCCGGCUGGUCCUGGUGCUCCAGCUGGUCCUGGUGCGCCGGCUCCUCCGGAUUGUCCUGGUUGUCCUGGUCCUCCGGCUGGUCCUUGUGGUCCUGGUGCUCCAGCUGGUCCUGGAAGUCCACGACUACGUUGUCCACUGCGUCCGGCGUUUCCUGGUGCUCCUGGUGCACCUGGUUGUCCUGGUGCUCCGGCGUCUCCAGCUGGUCCUUGUGGUCCAGCUGGUCCUGGUCCUCCACCGACGGCGUCUUGUCCUGGUGCUCCCGAUGGUCCUUGUGGUCCAGGUGCUCCUGGAGCUCCGGCUGGUCCUGGUGCUCCGGCUGGGCAAGUGAUGCAUGGUCCGUCGCCGCCGGUGAGUCCGAUAGUCACUCCGUUGGCUCCUGGCUUUCCGGCCUCUCCUGGGUGUCCGGCCUCUCCUUGGGCUCCUGGUUGUCCUGGUGGUCCUGGUGGUCCGGCUGGGCAUCCGUUCGAUUGGGCACCGCAGUUGCAUUGGGCGUUACGCUUGUUGAUUCCACGCUUGAUUCUUCCGAAGAUGUCGGAUGGAGAUUGCAUUGAAUUCCAUGCUUGUUGCUCGUUCGUCUGA